AACCAACACUGUCCAAGGACGAAAUGUAAAUUUGGUUCAUGCGGUGCAUUGCCUUUGCAGGGUAAAGUAACAGCAAGCUUAUAGGUUAUAUUUUCCUCUCUUGAUCUGCUGAAAACACAAUUUCCUCAUUUUCCGAUUAGUUGACUGUGCUGUCAUCUCUCCAAACAGAGAUUGCAGUUGUUGAAGGACUCAAAAAUGGCUGUUAAGUACCAUGCCUCUACAGUGACAAACUUGGAAAGUGACAACAGCAAAAUUGACUACAAGCAACCUGUUGUGGACGGCAGCAAGUUUCAGCAUUUAGUUCAUGCAUUGAGGAACAACCCUUUCCGGGUUGCAACACUCUGCCUCAGCCUGCUGUGUCUUCUCCUGCUGUUUGGGGUCAUAGGUCAGAGUGUUCACUACCGAAAAGUAGAGCAAGACCAUCAGAACCAACUAACAGCCAUGAGUAAAGACAAAGAGGAUCUCCAGGGGAAGUUGAAGACAGAGCAAAAAGAGGGAGCAGAUAUUGAGAUUAGCUGUAACAAGUUAACGGAUAGUAUCUCAGCCUUCUUUAGAAAGAGAGACCAGCUGCAGGCCAAUACAAAUUCACUAAGAGACGAAACAGACAGUCUUAGAGCUAGUGAAAGCCAGUUACAGGCCAGCCAUACUACUUUAAGCAAAGAGGUGGAACAGCUGAAAACCAGUAAAGAACAGUUGCAGAAUGCCAACAAUGUCCUGUCUAAAGAAAGAGACUUAUUACAUAAACAAUACGAUGCAGACCUCAAACUCAAAAAUGAGUUACAUGCUAGUUACGAGUCUGUGACCAAAGAAAGAGACAAUUUUCAGAAUAUUUUCAAUUUUGGAAAUAGAUCAGAAGAAGAGCUACGAAAAAGUUACAUGGAACAAGUAAAGAAGUUAGAACGUUUGCAAGAAAGACACAACUUCUCUACCUAUGAAAGUGACAAGCUGGCAAGUAGUCAUCAGGACCUGACCAACGAAAUAAUUAAGCUGCAGGACAACUACCAAAUUCUAAGAGUACGAGAAAAUAUUUUGUAUCAAAACCUUUCAAAGACAAUGCCACCUUCUCGUGGGCUGGAAUGCAAUAUACAAACCGAAGAAAGAGAAAAGUUGCAGAAAAUAAACGACGACCUGACUGAAGAAAGAGACCAGCUGCAGGGGGGAGUUGAGGGACUUAAAGCAACCAUUAAUGGAAAGACUUGUCAAACUGGCUGGAGGAGUUUUGAGAACAGUUGCUACUUCACUUAUACUGUGAAGAAAACCUGGAGUCAGGCCAGAGAGAGCUGCCAAAACAUAAAAGCAGAACUGACAAUUGUAAAGAGUCAACAGGAAAUGAAUUUCGUCAAUAGCUUGUAUGGAAGUGACCAAGAAGUUUGGAUUGGCCUGAGUGAUGGAGGAGUGGAGGGGCAGUGGAAAUGGGUAGAUGGGACACCGUUGACCACAACGUUCUGGGGUAAGGGCCAGCCCAACAGCCAUAACGGGAAGAACCAGGACUGUGUUGAGUUCUGGCACCGUGCGAAUGGAAUGGGUGAAUGGAACGAUGAGAGCUGUAGCAUACGUCAAUAUUUCAUGUGUGAAAUUUAAUUUUCUUGUACAUAGCAGCCUGGAGGUUUAGCUGAACUUGCUGAACUCUGCCUGGUACCAAUGAUUAUGAUGUUAUAAGAGGAGUGCUGUAAAAAUAUUUAUAAAGGGACUGCUAACAGUAAACAAAAAAAAAAUUCAUCUGACCAUUAACACAAAACACAGCAUUUCUCACAGCUUGAGCUGGAUAUACACUGGUUUGUGAUGAUGUAUUGAUUUUAGAUUUAACAGAUGGCCCAUUUUGGGUUGGUGCUAACACAGAUUGAAAUGCAUUGUUUGGAGAAAACCAUCAUUAACCACUCUCAAACUACUUGGGUUCAAAAUGUUCACAAGUUCUUUUAAUUCAAUCCAACGGUUCAUGUAGUCAGUAGUAGAUUCCUACGUUUCUGAGACUCAAACUGUUUUUAAACCAAACCUGGUCUCUGCAUCUGCCUAAUACACUGGCUGCAAGCUAAGACUGACAAUGAAGCCAAUGCAAAGGUACCAAAAAUUUAUUUUCUCAAGUUCAUUUAAGGCUGAUACCAAAAGAGAUUCAGCCCUCCAUUUUUAAAUGCCCUACUCUAAAGCAGAAAAAAAUGCCAUGAAAAGUGAUUUUUAUCAAGCUUUAUUUUAAUACCAUUUGUAUAGCUAUUUGCUUGAAAUCAAAUAAAAGGCCUGAAACUGUAAA
Molecule: messenger RNA, 2245 nt
Organism: Notolabrus celidotus (New Zealand spotty)
Lineage: Eukaryota; Metazoa; Chordata; Actinopteri; Labriformes; Labridae
Product: CD209 antigen-like
Exons: 7
Coding region: 196-1581 (461 amino acids)
Source: RefSeq, a predicted model, not a curated record